AUGGCGCUAUCUCAUGCAUCGGAAGUUAGUAGUGUCUAUUCAUGUCCGAUAUCGCCGUUAACAGUACAGGAAGUUGAAAACUGUCCAGACAGUAAGGAGAAAUGGCAGGAAGCUGCGGCAAGAAAGAAUUGUGCAGCAUAUGCCAGUCAAUGUGAUGAACCUGAGAGACUUGUUUACCAUUGUGUCAUCAACUCAUUUAUCAAUGCGACAUUAGAAGUGUGUGCCUAUGCACAGUUCAUAGUGUUCGGUCAUUGUACAGAUUACAGCAUCAGUGGAAAUCUAAUAAAGCAGAACUGGGGAACAAACUGCGAAGUAUUUGAGACAAAACCUUGUCCAAAUGUUUAUCGAUCAACUGAAGCUUACAAGUACCCAGGCUGCUAUGAACUGACAAAAAAUUCGAAGAGGUCAACAACGAAAUUUGAAUUUGAGAUUUCGUCAACACGGGGUAUUCCGUCCGAUAAAAAGACCAAACUAUUGUAA
Molecule: messenger RNA, 480 nt
Organism: Magallana angulata
Lineage: Eukaryota; Metazoa; Mollusca; Bivalvia; Ostreida; Ostreidae
Exons: 4
Coding region: 1-480 (159 amino acids)
Source: RefSeq, a predicted model, not a curated record